Molecule: messenger RNA, 1235 nt
Organism: Orussus abietinus
Lineage: Eukaryota; Metazoa; Arthropoda; Insecta; Hymenoptera; Orussidae
Product: neuferricin
Exons: 4
Coding region: 213-1094 (293 amino acids)
Cellular component (GO): membrane; endomembrane system
Source: RefSeq, a predicted model, not a curated record
CAAGGUUGGUUGCAGUUGACUGGAAAUGGUUACGUCAAGUUAACGUACGGUUGUAAACAGUAUUAAUAUAAAUACCAGCAGUAUUGGCAAUAAAAAAUGUUGCAGAAUAGACUAAAAGAUAGCUAACAGCUGUUUACCAAUGUAAAAUAGAAAUUGUUUAAUUGUACAUCCAUAGAUCCAUCGUGCAACAUCAAGAAAGCUGCUCGAUUACAAUGUUUUCUAAGAACAUUCAUGUACUGUUUAUAAUAUUUACCGUGUCACUAUUUUGCUGGAAAUCGGGAUAUAAUAGUGUUGAAUCUCUAAAGGAAGCCAUAACAUUUAAAACGCCAGUAUUUUAUUAUAUUUCAAAAAGCGUAGAUAGUUUUAAAGGACUAGCACCAUUUGAUCUAUUUUUCAAGAUGUUAUGGCAGAUCGGCGGAAGUGUUUUGUGGUCAGACAGAUUAUUCACUAAAGAAGAGUUAAAGCAAUAUACGAAUCUAGAUAAGGGCUUGUACUUGGCUAUACUGGGCCGAGUCUAUGACGUUUCAACUGGAGCAAGACAUUAUGAACCUGGUGCUAAUUAUCAUGGCUUUACAGGACAAGACGGUUCAUUAGCUUUUAUAACUGGAAAUUUUGAUUCUGAUGAAUUCACCGAUGACGUUAGCAGUCUGUUACCGAAUCAGUUGCAAUCUUUACAAGAUUGGGUACAGUUCUAUGAUAAGACUUAUAUUUAUAAAGGGAAACUUAUUGGUCGAUUCUACGGACCUGACGGGAAUCCAACGAUGGAAUUUCAUAAACUACAAGAGAAACUAUCGGAAGCACAAAAUAUAAAGAUGGAUUUGGAAAAGCAAAAAGAAAUGUUUCCACCUUGUAACGUAGAGUGGAAAGCAGAUACAGGAACCACCGUAUGGUGUUCACAGAAUAGUGGUGGCAUUCAACGAGAUUGGGAGGGCAUCCCUCAGUUGCUGUUCGAAGAUAAAUCAGCACAUCGGUUUCGUUGUGCAUGUGUGAAUAUAAAUAGUAGAGAUUAUUUAGAAAACGAGAAAUCGUUUGAAAAGUACAAACAUUGUUCUGACGACUUAAAAGUAUGCAAACUGGAGAAUACGAGAAGUUAACGAAUGUUCAAUGGAGCUUUUCUCCAAGUUUGUAUAAAACCUGCUGCUUCUCAUUAAACAGCUAAGCAAAAAUAUUGACCGAGUUGCUGUCCAGAUCCAGUAAAUCGCAUUAAUAAAUUUAAAUUCUCGAAAAUUUAAAAA